CUUAAACAAAGAAAUUUAAGGGUUGGUAAAAUAGUGAAAAGCAUGGCUGUUUCAGAGGUUAAUAAUGACAGAGGAGAAUUGAGGAUUCUUGAAUAUUUGGAUGAACUAAGGACGAAUUUAGCUGAUUAUAUUGCCGAGUUAUCAGAUGCAGCAGUGAAGGAGAGAGGUGCCUUUUCUAUUGCAUUGUCUGGUGGUUCUCUCAUUCACUUAAUGGGCAAACUUUGUGAAGCACCUUAUAACAAGACUGUAGACUGGUCUAAAUGGUAUAUAUUUUGGGCGGAUGAAUGUGUUGUGGCCAAAAACCAUUCUAAUAACAAUUACAAGCUUGCAAAGGACGACCAUUUUUCAAAGGUGCCGAUUGUUCCCAGCCAUGUUCAUCCUAUCAAUGAUUCAGUUUCAGCAGAGGAAGCUGCUGAUGAUUACAUGUUCGUUAUCAGGCAGCUGGUGAAAACACGAAUGGUUAGUGUUUCAGACAUUAGUGACUGCCCCGAGUUUGAUCUUAUCCUUCUUGGCAUGGGACCUGAAGGCCACAUUGUCUCACUAUUCCCCAAUCAUUCGGCACUCGACGAGACCGAUGAAUGGGUAACUUUCGUCGCCGGUUCCCCCAAGCCUCCACCCGAGAGGAUAACAUUCACUUUGCCUGUCAUCAAUUCAGCAUCAAACGUAGCAAUGGUUGUGACCAGUGAGAACAAAGCAGAGGCUGUGCAUUUGGCGAUCGACUAUAUUGGACAUGACUGCCAGCCACUCCCCGCACGGUUAGUCCAACCAACAAAAGGAAAGUUGGUAUGGUUUUUGGACAAACCAGCUGCAUCAAAACUGGAUGGUCUUCAAUUUCCCAAGUAGGAGGGUU
Messenger RNA from Hibiscus syriacus, 850 nucleotides. Its product is annotated as probable 6-phosphogluconolactonase 1. Gene Ontology annotation, molecular function: 6-phosphogluconolactonase activity. Bases 43 to 843 code for a protein of 266 amino acids. Lineage: Eukaryota; Viridiplantae; Streptophyta; Magnoliopsida; Malvales; Malvaceae. The transcript is spliced from 5 exons. Gene Ontology annotation, biological process: pentose-phosphate shunt; carbohydrate metabolic process. The record is from RefSeq and is a predicted model, not a curated record.